UUCAAAAUGUUUUCGAAAGGGAUUCUGUUUGUGAUCAUGGUGACGGGUGUAAUAUGUGAUAAUAAUAUACGAAGCAAAUUGCGUGACCACAUUCAUAAAUACACAGAAGCGGAAUGUACUAAAAACAAUGCGAGAGAUAAAAUUAGUGAAGUCGAGGAAGUCGGACUUACCUUCAUGGAUUGCAUGUUAGAUAACAUCAAACUAAAAUUAAUUAUGGAUAUGGAGCAGGUUGAAACUGAUUCUGAUGUUACAGAUGUAUACAAAAGAUUAUGUAGAGAUGUUCCACAAACAAGGACUUGUUUGUACAACUUUUUAAACGGCACGGCGCCCUGUAUGAAAGAGAAAUAUCGUAAUGAAAUUGAUUCCUCCAUGGCACAGUUCGAUGAGCUUUACAACUACAUGUGCGCCAACGACAGUCAGAGAUUCACUGAGUUCGUUGCUGAUGGAGGUUUAAGUUGUGUACACGAGAAUGGUGUUCCUCUAAGUGAAUGUCUGACGACCACAUCGAUGGCCCUCGAUGGCAUCAGCGGUGACAAUAGUAGUGAGGAUAUAAAAUCGGUUUGUGAAGAGCUUCAGGGGCUCCAGAAAUGUAUACACGACAACCUAGUUGGUUGCCCGAAAAAAUCAACCAGUGCAUUUUUUGAUGGAUUUUUAGAAUUGGUUCAAAAGUUUUCCGAAUGUAACGAUGUCGAAUAAUAUAUGGCAGUGUUAUUUCGCUCAAUACUAAGAUCUAUUUAGAAAAUAUUUUCAAUAUGGUUCUCAUAACAAUAAUUAUAAUGAAACAAAAAAGCUAACAAUAAAAUAAUAUAGCCUUUUUUAUUGUUAUAUUACUUCAUCUCCAAAGGGAUAAAAUAG
Molecule: messenger RNA, 855 nt
Organism: Achroia grisella
Lineage: Eukaryota; Metazoa; Arthropoda; Insecta; Lepidoptera; Pyralidae
Product: 27 kDa glycoprotein-like
Exons: 6
Source: RefSeq, a predicted model, not a curated record